CUUAAGAUUCCCAUGACUGACUCUGAACAGAUGACACAACCUUUGCCGGAUCGACCUUUGGAAGAUGAGUCUAUUGAUCUUCAAGCAGAGGAGUGUAGCCCAGCGAGACUUACCAAAACCAAGGGGUCAGAGUUUAAGAGGGAGGGCAAUGAUGGUUGUAAUGUUAGGCCCAAGCGUUCUGGGAAAAAGCCUGCUUACUUAAAAGAUUUUGUUCUUCUUUCAGGAGCAAUGACUCGAAGACGAAGUGAAUCUAGGACAGUGGGAGGAGAGAUGGUUCUACAAGGUAUUCUGACUCGAGGGCUAAGGACACCUCCUCAAGGACCAAGUCUGAAGAGAGGAAAGACACCCACUCUAAGACCAAGGCUAUGGAGAAGAGAGAUUCUGCCUCCUACAAACCUGAUGAGAGGAGAGAUGGCCCCUCCAAAUCCAAGCCGGAUGAGAGGAGAGAUUCUGCCUCCUACAGACCUGAUGAGAGGAGAGAUGGCCCCUCCAAAUCCAAGCCGGAUGAGAAGAGAGAUUCUGCCUCCUACAAGUCUGAUGAGAGGAGAGAUGGCCCCUCCAAAUCCAAGCUGGAUGAGAAGAGAGAUUCUUCCUCCUCCAAAGCAAAGUCUGAUGAGAAGAGAGAUUCUUCCUCCUCCAAAGCCAAGUCUGAUGAGAAGAGAGACUCCUCCUCCAAAUCAAAGACCGAAGAGAAGAGCAAUUCCUCCUCCAAAACAAAGCCCGAGAAGAAGAGUGAUACCUCCUCCCAAACCCAGGGUGCUGAGAGUAAAGAGGACUCCUCCAAGACUUUGAAGGAAGAUGGUGGAUCAGAAGAACAGUCCAUUG
This is a messenger RNA of Owenia fusiformis, 825 nucleotides long. Lineage: Eukaryota; Metazoa; Annelida; Polychaeta; Sabellida; Oweniidae. The record is from the annotation of a GenBank genome assembly.